This is a messenger RNA of Solea senegalensis (Senegalese sole), 2988 nucleotides long. RefSeq names its product claudin-14-like. Gene Ontology annotation, cellular component: plasma membrane; bicellular tight junction. Bases 1311 to 2051 code for a protein of 246 amino acids. Gene Ontology annotation, molecular function: structural molecule activity. Gene Ontology annotation, biological process: bicellular tight junction assembly; cell adhesion. The transcript is spliced from 3 exons. Lineage: Eukaryota; Metazoa; Chordata; Actinopteri; Pleuronectiformes; Soleidae. The record is from RefSeq and is a predicted model, not a curated record.
UCCCACAGGCAGAUCUUGUGGAGGAUCAUCCCUUGACCAUGGGGCUUUUACAGGGAGCUGAAUAUUACAUAUGCGAUCAUGGAGCAGGGCAAGGCUAAAGCUCUUGUUUGCCAACAAAAUGUCAUGGUGGGCUGGGGGACAAAGAUGAAAAGCGCUGAUCAAGACGAUGGACUUAGAAGAUGAACCCGGGAUUAAACUGGAGUUGUGAGUUACUCACCAGGUUUACCAUGUCUUUCAGCACCGCAUUACGAUCAAAAAUAGUGAGACUGGCAGUUUUUCAGUAUUGCUUUUAAUAUUAAAUGUCUCCUGAUUGCAGUUAAAUAUAAAUUGUUUUCCACAUGUUGGACAUUUGUGAAACUAUUGUGUCAGUUGUGUUGUAUUUCAGUAUUAUCCACAGAUCUGGAGAUGGAGGGAGCUGAAUUACUGAGACCAAAACAGCACAAGCAGUAAGGACAAUAUCUCCUCUGUCUGUCUCUGCUCUUCCUCCAGUACUUGUCAUCCGCCCUGUUUAUCUGUCCAGAGCCACAUGCCAGCAGGAGGACAGUCUCUUAUGUCAACUUUGACAUGAUGCUCCUGUCGCUGACAGGGAUAAUGCUGAUGAUGACAUCUGGCUGGUCACAUAUUUGACAGUCCUGCGGAAACAGAAGGAGGUGGUCAGUGUGGAAUCAACGCCAGUGACCCUGUUUGUCUGGAACUUCUCCAAAUACGUCUCUGUCACUUAAGACAAGCGUGCCGUAUGGGCACCUGUGACUAUGGCUGUGUAGUCCUCGUGUAACCUUGUUGGGGCGGCGUAGAGCUUAACAAAUGGACUGCUGUGGUUUGCCCUCCAGAGGAGAGCAUUAAACAGGUGAAGCCGAACACUGCUCUCAUUAGUCACAGAUGCAGUCGUCUGCCACUCACCAGAGACUGAUGCCAGAAUACUGAAAGUUUCUAUUGCUAUUUCUGCCUGCACCCUAGAGACACUUGAGGAAUGGCUCACACUCUGUGACUGGAUGUUAGCUCAGUGGAGUUUACAGUACUGCUGGGGACCAUGCAGAUAAGAGGAGGAAACCAGCCACAUCUUCAACCUGUGGGACUGUAGUUUCCUUCCAGAAAUGCUACUUUUUCAUGUGGUGACUUGUUGUGUUCAUGUUAAAUAAUUUCUUUCUGUUGAUUUUCCUUUUGUUAAAUGCAAAUACUAAAUUAAUUGUAUAUUCAUCAUUUGACACACACUCUUUCGAGACAUCCACUGGUACCACUCAUCUCCUAGAGUAUGACUAUAUCAACUUUUUCUUCUUUGCAGAUUGAGGAUCUGUGUGACUGAACCAAUCAUGGCCAGCACGGCGGCUCAGCUCCUUGGUUUCUUCUUAGGCCUGUUGGGCUUUACGGGAACUGUGGCUGCAACUCUGCUCCCCCACUGGCGCACCACAGCAUACGUGGGCUCAAACAUCAUCACAGCCACCGCCUACAUGAAAGGCCUGUGGAUGGAGUGUGUGUGGCACAGCACUGGCAUUUACCAGUGUGAACUGUACAGAUCUCUGUUGGCAUUGCCUCAUGACCUGCAGGCUGCCCGGGCACUCAUGGUGCUCUCCUGUAUCACCUCAGUCCUGGCAUCUCUGGUGUCUGUUAUGGGUAUGAAGUGUACCCGCUUUGCUCGCGGCUCAUUCGUCAAGACUCCACUGGCGACGAGUGGGGGAAUCGGUUUCCUCUGUGCUGGUCUUCUCUGUCUUAUCACUGUGUCCUGGACCACCAAUGAUGUCAUAUUGGAUUUCUACAGCCCCUUCCUCCCCAGUGGGCUGAAAUGUGAGAUCGGCCUGGCAGUGUACCUCGGUUACGCGUCGUCCUGCCUCAGUCUGUGUGGAGGACUGGUGCUGUGCUGGAGCAGCAACGUUGCCAGGUCACAGAGACCCCCGCAUAUACAGAGGAUUCCAGCAUCAUCACCUCCUCCUGCCUUCAACAUCAUUUAUCCCCCUGCUCCACUCUACAAGCCACCGGAGGCCCUGAAGGAUAAUCGCACCCCCUCAUUGUGCUCCCUUUCCAGCAAUGGCUAUCGGCUCAAUAACUACGUCUAAAUUGCGGUGGAGCUGUGCAGCUCUGCACAAUCAAACUGAACCUUUCUCCAACUCAUUAUUAUUUUGUUGUUUCUUGUCUCCUCUACACCUGUGAAGCAAGAAAGAAAAUGUGAAAGGAAGGACAAGUACCUCACCUUCUCAUGUUUAACCAAACAUUACUUGCAACAUAUCACACUUCAACAAAUUCCUCUGUUCUUCUCACUGUCACCAGAAGUGAGGUCACACUUAAGUUUUCCCUCGCUAAUCUGGGAUUCACUGAGUGUUUGAAGAGAACUGCAUGGAAAAUAAAACUGGUUGCCCUGCUGCUACACAACUACAGGACCAGAAGGUGGCGUCAUUGUCCUGCAAAUAAUCACAGAGAAGUGAGACCAUGUAGUGAAGUUCACUUCCCACAUUCUAACCUCUGACACUCGUGUUAAUUAAUGACCACAUGUUUAGUCACUUCCUUAUUGAAGCCUGAAUGUUUUAACUGGCAUUAACUUUUUGUAGAAGACAAUGCUCCACAUCAGUACCUUAAACACAUUAAUCAACACUAUAUGGACAAAAGUAUUUGAAUUCCGGUGUUUCAGUCAGGCAUUGAGCUCGGCCCCUUAUGUCCAAUGAAGGUGUUAUGCUUCAGCAAACUUCUGGACAAUGCUAUGCUGCCAACUUUGUGGCAACAGUUUGAGGAAGGUCCUUUUCUAUUCCAACAUGAUUGUGCCCCAGUGACUAUGGUUUGACGAGUUUGGUGUGGAAGAACUUGACUGACCCGCACAGAGCCAAAUCUGCCUAACGUCAUAAAUGCCCUACGGAAUGAAUGGACACAAAUUCCCAAAGAAAGUCGUUCAAGAAGUGUGAAAGCUGUUUGAGCUGCAAAAGGGAAACCAACCCCAUAUCAAAGUAGCUUCUAAUAAUUGAAAUACAAAUGACAAAAUAAAAACACUUGAUAUCGUCAAAA